UCGAUCUGUUUUGAUUUUGCCCUUCUUGUCCCAUGGUGAUUGCUUUUUAUCUGACUCAUGAGCUUUUUCUGACAACAUGAUCGGCCUUCUCACCAAGUUCCAGCCCAGGUGGAUGAGUCUAACCUUCAGACAGCCGCGGACAGGAGCUACGGCGGCUCCAAAGUUUGGCCUCUCUACCGCCCCUCCUGAACCAGUCAUUCCAUCUAAGAAGCCCUUAAAAGUGGAGCUUGUUGGAGGAAAACGGUACUCAUGGUGCAGCUGUGGACACAGCAGAAAACAGCCGUUCUGUGAUGGAUCCCACAAAACCAGAGGACAAGGAAUGACUCCAGUCCGCUUUGUUCCAGAGAAAGACUCCACAGUCUGGCUGUGUGGAUGCAAGCACACCAACAACCCACCUUACUGCGAUGGCACACACAAGCAGGACUUCAUUGCCUCUGCUCCGCUGCAUGAAUACACAGACUGAUGAAGGUGGUCCGCCCUGAGAACUGAGGGGAGACGCAUGCAGGGAAAACUGCCCCGAGGGGCUUUCCUGUUUAUGCAAUUAUUUUUUUUAAACUCAGGAGGACAUCAGUUUCAGCCAAACACCACAAUCAUUGGGACAUGUUGCCUGUUUACUAAAAGGCAAUCUGCUACCGCUGAAAAGUGAGACCGAACAGGACCGGAAAAACCCAAGCAAGUGUUCUUUUAAAUUUUAUGAUGAUGGUGUGAUUUUACACCUAAUUAUGAUGAAAAUAGGGGAAUAAUAAAAUAAAUCCAACAUAAAUAAAGUUAC
Molecule: messenger RNA, 772 nt
Organism: Cyprinodon variegatus (sheepshead minnow)
Lineage: Eukaryota; Metazoa; Chordata; Actinopteri; Cyprinodontiformes; Cyprinodontidae
Product: CDGSH iron-sulfur domain-containing protein 3, mitochondrial-like
Exons: 3
Coding region: 77-463 (128 amino acids)
Cellular component (GO): intracellular membrane-bounded organelle
Molecular function (GO): 2 iron, 2 sulfur cluster binding
Source: RefSeq, a predicted model, not a curated record